Messenger RNA from Eurytemora carolleeae, 746 nucleotides. RefSeq names its product solute carrier family 2, facilitated glucose transporter member 8. Gene Ontology annotation, biological process: transmembrane transport. Bases 387 to 746 code for a protein of 119 amino acids. The transcript has 7 exons. Gene Ontology annotation, molecular function: transmembrane transporter activity. Gene Ontology annotation, cellular component: membrane. NCBI's taxonomy places the organism in Eukaryota, Metazoa, Arthropoda, Copepoda, Calanoida, Temoridae. The record is from RefSeq and is a predicted model, not a curated record.
UCGUCAUAGUCUGUAUAGUUCUAGCUGUAUAUACGGUAGCACUAGCCGAUAUAUAUACUUUGCAAUAUAAGCUGCACAGGCAGCAGCUCACUGUUAUCUAGAUGUACUGGUUUUUUGGAACCAAUUAAAUAUUGAAUUUUUUAUCAUCACCCCCUGGAAUUUGUUACAGUGAAUUUGAAUCUAUUCUUAAAAAACAAAAUUAUAGGGCUAAAAGGUCCAUGCUCUCUCUCUUGCACCCCCAAUUUUUCUAGGGGGACUUCCCCCUUUCCCCACCCCCAUAAGCCAACUCUGGCCGCCGGUUAACGAAAGUGAAACCAACCGUUCCAAAAAUCAAGAACCUAUCCAGCCCAAUCUGGAGUUAGAUUAAUUCGUCGUAGGUGAUUAAAAUGGGGUAUGAGAUGUGGAUGCAGGCAUUGGCAGCUCUUGGAGCUAGCCUAGGACAGGCUACUGUUGGCCAUAUUAUACCUCUCUCCUCCUUCGCCCUUCCUCAACUACUCACAGGGGAGGCCGGGCCGAUGAUUUCUGUGGAAGAAGGUUCUUGGUUUGCCAGCAUGUACCCUCUUGGUUGUUUAUCAGGAUCUAUAUUGGGAGGAAUUCAAUGUGACAAGGUUGGCAGGAAGAAAAGCAUGAUAAUAGACUGCAUUGGUUUUAUCAUUUCAUUCCUAAUACUUGCUUUUGCUGAGAGCUUUCCUCUGCUCAUUCUAGGGUGUGACUGGCUAGGUAUGGUAGUUGACCUGAUAGUGUAG